CAGCAUAGUGCGUGUCCGGCCUUGCAAACAUUCUGCCAUUUACAGUACCGUGCUAGCAAUAUUGGAGCUAGUAAAUCAAGUCCUAGAGCGUAGUCCCCGACUCGGUUAUCUUCCCCGGUCUGCCAAACGGCGAUCACUCGUUCAGGAAGUUUUCCUUAGCCGCCGUUUGAUCGCAGGCGUUUCGCCAUGAGCAGCAUCGGAACAGGGUACGACUUGUCGGUCACAACCUACUCGCCUGAUGGCCGAAUCUUCCAGAUCGAGUAUGCGGCAAAGGCGGUCGACAAUAGCGGGACUGCUGUGGGUCUGAGAUGCAAGGAUGGGGUUGUGCUGGGCGUGGAGAAGCUGCUUGUAUCGAAGAUGCAGGUGCAGGGCAGCAACAGGCGCAUCCACAUCGUGGACAAGCAUGCGGGCAUCGCUGUGGCUGGGCUCGUGGCGGACGGCCGUCAGGUGGUCAACCGGGCGCGCAACGAGGCAGUCAACUACAAGAGUUUCUUCGCACACAUGAUCCCCCUCAAGGUGCUGGCAGAUCGCAUGGCCAACUACGCACACUUCUUUACCCUCUACUGGUGGACCCGCCCCCUCGGGUCCUCCGUGCUGCUCGCUGGCUAUGACAGGGAUGGGCCGCAGCUCUACUGCAUUGAGCCCUCAGGUGUCACUUAUAGGUAUCACGGCACAGCAGUGGGCAAGGGAAGGCAAGCAGCAAAGACGGAGAUCGAGAAGCUAAAGCUAGCGGAGAUGACAUGCCGGGAGGGGGUGAAUGCCGUUGCUAAGAUCAUCGUUGGAGUGCACGAUGAGGCCAAGGACAAGGCGUUUGAGCUCGAGAUGGGGUGGUGCUGCGACGACUCCAACCAACAAUUCCAGAGAGUGCCUGAUGACAUUGUAAAGGCAGCAAGGGAAGCAGCCGAGGCUGCUAUGGAUGAAGACAUGGACGACUGAUGCUACAAUACCAUGGGGGGGUUGCAAUUUAUGGCCAUGAGAUGCUCUUUCGUUGUACAGAUUGUGCUAAUUAGCAACCGGUACUAGUAGUACUCUCGAGGCUGACAAUAUCAGGGA
Molecule: messenger RNA, 1053 nt
Organism: Closterium sp. NIES-67
Lineage: Eukaryota; Viridiplantae; Streptophyta; Zygnematophyceae; Desmidiales; Closteriaceae
Source: the annotation of a GenBank genome assembly